Messenger RNA from Thlaspi arvense, 3219 nucleotides. Lineage: Eukaryota; Viridiplantae; Streptophyta; Magnoliopsida; Brassicales; Brassicaceae. The record is from the annotation of a GenBank genome assembly.
AUGUCUCCUCCGGCUGUGGAGAUUGGGUCGCCUGUUGAAACGAUCCCUUCUUUCCGAAACCCCACCGAUAUAUUCUUUGCAUUUUUCCCUGAGAGUGUUCACUCUCGCGAUCAACGAAGCAUGGACCCUUCCUCUACAGAACCCGGUUUCGGAGAUGGAAUCCACUUCGAGUUCGAAGCUGGCUCAGGACAAAAGACCAAGACUCGACAGAAGCCGAGGCUGGUCAAACUCAGGAAGAACGGUAGAAAAGUGAAAGGAGCCUCUCCUCCCGACGAGAUCCUACCUGGUUUCAAUCCCUUUGCGCCGCCAUGUAAAAGUAGUCUUAACUUGAACAGUGUGAAAAUUAAAAACGAUGGCGAUAAACAUUUUGUCUUUGGGGCUUAUGGUAACGGUUCUGGUGCAGAAGCUAAUGCCCCAGUAGCUUCGUCGUCUGAUGAGGAGGAAUUUAGCACACCUUUAGGUGAUGAUAAUCCGGAGAACAUCAGACAGUGUAAUAAAAGCACAUCUUUGGCUGCGUCUGAGGAGGUUUUUCUAGGACAGAAUGACAUAGACAGGAAUACAUCAGAAAGUACGUCUUGUUGUUCUGAUACUUGUGGAAAGUCUAACAGUGUGCGAAAUGCUAAUGGUGAGACUAUGGAUGAUUCUGAGUUUAACCUGCGUGCUGAGAUGAAGAAGCUUAAUCUCAGUGAUACCAGAGUUCAUGAUGGCAACAGCUACGAGGAAGCGAGCAAAUCCAGUAACGCACCUGCAUUUGUCUUUGGUAGCUCUGGAAAAGCUGAUGCUGGAUGUAAAGGUGCGGCAAAGCCAGGGCCAUGGUCUUUUAGUUUCAAUGGUUUUCACCUAAGUGAUAAUGCAGCGGAUACAAGACCUACUUCUCAUUCUGAUACCACCAACGUAAACAACUUCACAAGCACCACCUUUAAUACAAGAACAUCCUUUGACGAUUUCAAAGCACCCCAAUGGGAUCCUUCUGUGCUUAAGAACAGUCUGUUUCCAGAAGUGAGUAGGAAUCCAGUACAUGCGCGAAGAAAUCGUUUAUCCAAGGACAAGAGAUCAAAGAAAGUCAAGGAACAUAUGAAACAGCACGAGCCGAAUCAAUGCAGCGAUCAGGCUUCUGAGGGAACUAAGUCACAAGAGAAAUUCGGUUCCCCUGGACCUGGAGUUGGCUCACCCAUGGACUUUUCUCCUUACGAGGGUGAGAAAGCCAGCAAUCAAUUUCCGACAGAAACUCCUCAGACAUCAAAUGAUCCCUCACAUUCGAGAGAACAUGUGAAUUCCUCAGCCAGGGAUCCAUCUCUCUCUACAGCAGAGGAUCAUGGAAGUAGUGGUAUGCCGCAAUUUUCUUUCUCAGCGUCCAGCUCUCAGGGGAAAAUACCAAAUAAGAAGCUUGAAGCUGUAAGGAAAUAUAAGAGGAAAGUUAAUAACAUUUUUUCGAAGAACAAACUUAAUGCCACCAUGCGAAACAAUCAAGAGAAUCAACCUGUGAAUACAGGUCAAGCUAAACAGGAGUCAGGCUCUACAUCUGCGAUGCCUGAUGUAUGUGAGGUUUGGCGACUAAGGGGAAAUCAAGCCUACAGAAAUGGUAAUAUGUGUAAAGCUGAGGAAUGUUACACACAUGGUAUUAAUUCCUCCCCGUCAAGUGAUAAUUCAGAACACUCUGUGAAGCCUCUGGCGCUUUGCUAUGGCAACCGCGCGGCAGUAAGAAUCUCUCUUGGAAGAUUGAGGGAGGCUAUAAGCGACUGUGAGAUGGCUGCUUCACUUGAUCCAAGCUAUAUUAAAGCGUAUAUGAGAGCUGCAAACUGUCAUCUUGUGCUGGGGGAACUUGGAUCAGCAGUGCAGUAUUUUAAUAAAUGCAUGGAAUCCGCCUCUAGUGUCUGCCUGGAUCGACGAGCUACUAUAGAAUCAGCUGAAGGUUUACAACAGGCUCAAAGGGUAGCUGACUAUACCAACUGUGCAUCCAUACUUUUGGAGAAGAGAACACCUGAUGGCGCAUCUGAUGCAUUGGUUCCAAUUGCAAAUGCCUUGUCAAUUAGUUCUUGCUCAGAUAAACUGCUUCAAAUGAAGGCGGAGGCCCUGUUAAUGAUCCGACAGUAUAAAGAGGUGAUUGAGCUUUGUGAGAAUACUCUUCAGAGGGCUGAGAGUAAUUCGGUUUCAGCAGGGCUUGGUGGCAUGACGAAUGUUGAUGGAUUAGGGUCUAAGCAUCACUCACUAGUAGUUUGGAGAUGGAACAUGAUUUCCAAGUCGCACUUCUACUUGGGAAACCUUGAGAUGGCCCUUGAUGUAUUAGGAAAGUUACAGCAAGGGGGAUCUAGCCGCAACGAGAAUCAGGAGGAGUCUCGUGACUCACCAGCUUCUUUAGUGGCCACCAUUUCUGAACUUUUACGUUACAAGAACGCAGGUAAUGAUGCUGUUCGGGCAGGAAAGUACAUGGAAGCAGUAGAGCAGUAUACUGCUGCACUAUCAAGAAAUGUUGACUCACGCCCUUUUGCAGCAAUUUGUUUUUGCAAUCGUGCGGCUGCUAAUCAGGCCUUAAGCCAGUUUGCCGAUGCAAUUGCCGACUGUAGUCUUGCCAUGGCUCUUGAUGAAAACUACACAAAGGCAGUUUCCAGGAGAGCCACACUACAUGAGAUGAUUAGAGAUUAUGAUCAAGCAGCUAGUGAUCUCCAGAGGCUUAUCAGCAUUCUCGUAAAGCAAAAUGAUGGGAAGACGAAAACGUCAGAGACAUCUGCUGAUCGUGCAAGCAGCAGGAAAGAACUAAGGCAGGCCCGUCAACGGUUGUCUCUGAUGGAAGAAAAAACUAAAGAAAGCAUUCCUCUGGAUUUUUUCCUCAUCAUGGGAGUGAAGGCAUCUGACUCUGCUGCUGAUAUCAAAAAGGCAUACCGCAAGGCAGCUCUUAGACAUCACCCUGACAAGGCUGCACAGAUUCUUGUCCAAAGCGAAAGCGAAGGACCCUGGUUGAAGGAGAUCUUAGAAGAGGUUCACAAGGGUGCAGAUAGGCUCUUCAAGAUGAUUGGAGAGGCAUAUUCAGUUCUUUCUGACCCAACUAAGAGGUCGGAUUAUGAACUUGAGGAAGAAAUUAGGAAAGCGAGGGCAUCGAGAGAAAGCUACAGAAGCAGAAAGGCUGCAGAAGCAAGUAGCUCUCCAUGUCACACAAGUCCAAGCGGUCGAUACUGGAGGCAAAGCGAGAGGACAUACCGAAACACGGCUUCUUGGUGGUAG